Molecule: messenger RNA, 1057 nt
Organism: Seminavis robusta
Lineage: Eukaryota; Bacillariophyta; Bacillariophyceae; Naviculales; Naviculaceae
Source: the annotation of a GenBank genome assembly
GAAGGACCUGGCGGUACUGUUGGUGAAAUCCAAGAAGUUCUCCUAAUUCUUCCAGUCAUGAGCUACCAGGUAACGGGAUUACCAAGAUCCAUACAAGUCGAAGCCUUUUGUGUGGCAAUCAAAAGCACAAUCUGACUCACUCAACACCACCACAAACGGUUGGUCCUCGAGAGUACUUCGUACAUGUACUAGUACUGCAUAGCAUAUUCCUCUUGUCUCUUGGGAUCGAUUAUCUACCAAUCUUAUCCAAGUAGAAAAUAAAGAUGGUUUGGGGACGAAUAGUCGACGCAAUAUCCACUCCAAAGCUACCGGAGGGAGAACCCACAAAAUUGCCUCAGUAUUUUCCCGUGGAACCCAAAGGUUGCGAACGGCAUGCCCAAACGCUGUUCGCUUGCUUGACCAAUGAAGCUACCGAGAAGGCCCGAGACAUGGAAAAAGCUGGGUUAUUAAAGAGCUAUUUUCCCGAUGUACAAAUGAAACCAACCGAUGAGAAUGCGGCCAAAUUGGUGGCAUCCGGUGCUGCCGCCGACAAUCCGGACCUUCCCAAACCCGGCGAGAAUCCAUUGGAUCAGUGUCGACUCCAAAUUGCCUAUUACCAACGAUGCUGCGAAAGAGAACUGAAAAAGAAAAAGAAUUGGCUGCUGACGGAGCCUUAUCGAGUGCAAGAAGAAUACAGAUACAGCAAGACCAAAAAUGAGGUUGGAAAGGAUGACUAAAUAAUGGAAUAAAGGAACUUACAGGAAAGGAUCAAGUGAUCGAGGUGCAACAACUCAAAAUGCACGCAACAAUCCACACAACGCAGACAAAUUCUCAAACUAGAUUGUCGUCAUGAGUGGAAGCAACGGUCCAAGUUUGGCACUGUAUCAUCGGGAAAGAUUGCAUGAUUAGGAAAUACAGUAGAGAUUAUGAUUCCAAAGUUUAGCUCUACCGGUACCGUACUAAAGAAGCAACCUCUCCUCAAUUCGUUACCAAAGCUAUAUCUACUUAGAAAAUCGUACUUAGCAACAUCGUUCUCCUGGGAGAGACUGCCAUGAGACCGAGGGCAGUACCAGGUGGC